AUGAGCGGCCCGAUUAAAUAACAAUAAAUAGAAAGUGAAACGGGGAUUUGUUCAGUCGUUUUACAGGUCACUUCAAUUUAACCUUGCAAAAAUGUCUGUAUGUGACAUCUGCUGUGAAGAACUUGCAUCUGAAGCAGACUUGAAAACCCACCUCCUCCUUAGUCACCUGGAGAAUGAGAUGAGCUGUCCGUUCUGCUCACUGUCUGGGAUCUCGUACGAUGAGCUGAGCUUCCACAUCAACAUUGCACAUAUGGAGAAAGACUGUCAGAACAUACAUGCGACAGUGGUAGCCAGUGGACAGAAAAAUUCAACUGGCAGGACUGCUCAAAGCUGCAGAAAUUAUACAAGGGCUUCGAGUGUGACCACAAAUUCUAAGAAAACUUGUGUGCAAAAGGUUUCUCAAGCCACACCUCCAUCACCUGGCCACCCUGGACCUUCUCAAGUUAACUGGAUCUCCACUCCGAUAACAGGGACAACUCUUUCUCAGGGAACCUCGUCACAUCUGGAGAGUUCACCACCUUCAGCGGCCCCAGCGGGUGGUGCAGUAAAGCCGGUCAGAACUACACAAAUACCAAGUAACUGCAAUGAGGAAAGCUGGGAGAGAGAAGGGCACCGAAAAUCAAAGCAGAAACGUUUGUCCUCACCAAAUAAAGAGGGGACGUUUCCAUGUCCGAUGUGCAGUCUUGUUUGCAGUGACUGCUUUAUUCUGCAGGAGCAUGUUGAGCUGCAUCUACAGGACCAAGACAUGGCUGAAGGAGGAUCAACAGAAGCAUGUUCUACAGGCAACAGUGGGUCAAGGUUGAUGCAAUAUGAGUGUCCACUGUGUUCUCUGAGCUGCUCUGACAGCAGAUCACUUCAGGAGCAUGUUGAUUUACACCUGGAACACUGCUCAGCCUCAUCAACCGAAACUUCACCUGGAGACCUGACUCUUGCCAGGAAGCUUCAAGAAGAAGAGGAGCAGAAGUGGAGGGAAGAGGAGACCAGACGGGAAGCUGAAGACUUUAAGAAGCUCCAGAGGCAGUUUGGGCUUGAUAACAGUGGUGGUUAUCGCAAGCAAAUGGAGAGGAAUAUGGAGAGGGCAGUGUCUCGAGGUCAGAUACUUCCUGCAGAGUUCCAUAGGAAAAGGGCGGAAAUGCUUGAAUCUCUGGCCUCGGGGGUGGAUGAUGGCAGAAGCAAAACAUCAGGCCUUAUAGAAGCUCUGUUUAAGUACUACCAGAGAGAAGCUUCUGACUGUGCUCAUGUGUGGCUCUGUGCUGAGACUGAUCACUACUCCUCUUCAGAGGGAGACAAAGGUUGGGGAUGUGGCUACAGAAAUUUCCAGAUGCUUCUUUCAUCACUACACAGGAUGGAGCAGUAUAAUGUUUUACCUGUGUCAGUUCCUAGUAUUCCAAGGGUACAGGCCACAAUCGAGGAGGCAUGGGGCCAAGGUUUAGAUCCUCAGGGUGCUUCACAUUUUAACCAUCGGCUGCAGGGGACACGGGCUUGGAUUGGAGCUACAGAAAUCUAUGCAGUUCUCACCUCCCUUAGUGUGAAAGCCCAAAUUGUGGAUUUUCACAAGCCAACUGGCCCUGGAGACACACACCCCAGUCUUUUUGAGUGGGUGAAACAAUAUUUUUCCCGUUCUGCCAGUAGGGGUGCAAGACUCCCACCCAGAGUAGUGCAGACAACAUUGCCACCUAUAUAUCUUCAGCAUCAAGGUCACAGCCGCUCCAUUGUAGGGGUGGAACAGAAAGUGAAUGGAAACCUGUGCCUGCUCCUCUUUGAUCCGGGGUUAUCACCUGUGGAAAUUAGGAGAGCGUUGUCACAGGAUACAGCAGCUUCCAUGGUACGCCGCAUGCGCAAGUUCCCCAGUGCCCUAAAACGCAGACAGUUUCAAGUGGUUGCUGUGAAGGGUGUGCUAACACCUGAGGAGAAACAGAUCCGCAUUCUUAAUUCAAGAACACUGUGUGCUGAGAAAAUUCCUUGAUGCCAUCUGCUGCAGAUCAGCUGACUACAUGUAACCAUCAGUUUUAUCAAUUAGUUUCUGAUACUUGUAUCUGCUUGUCCCUUGAAACAAACUGUAAAACACUGUUUUUGUUUGUUUUUAUGUUCAUACAAAUAAUAAAUGUAGAAUUUU
This is a messenger RNA of Xyrauchen texanus (razorback sucker), 2116 nucleotides long. It is a transcript of the gene zup1, whose product is annotated as zinc finger containing ubiquitin peptidase 1. The coding region runs from base 92 to 1966 and encodes 624 amino acids. The record is from RefSeq and is a predicted model, not a curated record. The transcript is spliced from 12 exons. Lineage: Eukaryota; Metazoa; Chordata; Actinopteri; Cypriniformes; Catostomidae.